This is a messenger RNA of Anolis carolinensis (green anole), 12110 nucleotides long. It is a transcript of the gene apc2, whose product is annotated as APC regulator of WNT signaling pathway 2. Lineage: Eukaryota; Metazoa; Chordata; Lepidosauria; Squamata; Anolidae. Gene Ontology annotation, cellular component: cytoplasmic microtubule; beta-catenin destruction complex; catenin complex. The record is from RefSeq and is a predicted model, not a curated record. The transcript is spliced from 15 exons. The coding region runs from base 285 to 7643 and encodes 2452 amino acids. Gene Ontology annotation, molecular function: beta-catenin binding; microtubule binding; gamma-catenin binding. Gene Ontology annotation, biological process: cell fate specification; positive regulation of protein catabolic process; negative regulation of canonical Wnt signaling pathway.
GAAUCGGUCUCCGAAAUGCGACGAAGUCCGACAACGGGCCGAUAUGUAACGGAUGACGACCGGGGACGAUGGGCCUUGCAGUGCUGUUUCCGGACCCCAGCAUCCCCGCCGCCUCCUUGUCCUCGGCCUCUCCAUCCUGCCCUUCCCUGAACAGCCGCAGUGCUUGCUUCUUCUCCGCCGGCUGAGUGACGCAAUCCCUCCAUCACCCAUCCAUCCAUCCAUCCAUCCUCCGCCCUCUUUCUUCGGCAGCAUCGGAGGAGGCAAAGGAUGAGGCAUCGCUGCCUAUGGGAUUGCUGGGGGUCCUCUCUUUCCUCCAAAACAACAUCUUCGCGGAGGAGUCCAUGGCGGAGCUGAAGAUGCCCGGUUGCCUGGCCUCUUACGACCAACUGGUGCGGCAGGUGGAGGCCCUGAAGACGGAGAACACGCACCUGCGGCGGGAGCUGGAAGACAACUCCCUGCACCUCUCCAAGCUGGAGAACGAGACCUCCGGAAUGAAGGAGGUCCUGAAGCACCUACAAGGCAAGCUGGAGCAGGAGGCCACGGCCAUGGUGUCUUUGGGCCAAAUGGAGGUCCUGGAUCAGCUGAAAGCUCUCCAGAUGGACAUCACCAGCCUGUACAACCUGACGUUCCCCCCUCCGCCAGCACCAGCCCCUCCGCCCUGCGUCCCCGAGGAGAGUGCGGCCCACUCGGUGACCCUCCAGCGGAAAGACAGCCUGGGGGAGCUCAGCCGGGCCACCCUCCGGAUUCUGGAGGAGCUUGACAGGGAGAGGUGUUUCCUGUUGGGCGAAAUUGAAAAAGAGGAGAAGGAGAAGCUAUGGUAUUACACUCAACUGCAAAGCCUUUCCAAGAGGUUGGAUGAGUUGCCGCACGUCGAGACGUUCUCCAUGCAAAUGGACCUGAUCCGACAGCAACUGGAGUUUGAAGCCCAGCACAUCCGGACUCUCAUGGAGGAGCGUUUUGGGACGACGGACGAAAUGGUGCAACGGGCGCAGAUCCGCGUCUCUCGACUGGAGCAAAUCGACAAGGAGCUGAUGGAGGCACAAGACAAAGUGCAACAGUCUGAGACUCCGCUCAGUGGGAAACGUUCGGACGGAGACGACAACGCCCUGGAGAUCCCAACACAUCCCGAAGAAGAAGAAGCCGAGGACCAGCCGGGCGGCAGCAAGGUGGAGAUGGUCUUCUGGCUGCUCUCCAUGCUGGCCACCCGGGACAAGGAGGACAUGUCUCGCACCUUGCUGGCCAUGUCCAGCUCCCAGGAGAGCUGCCUGGCCAUGCGCAAGUCGGGAUGCCUCCCGCUCCUGGUCCAGAUCCUGCACGACGCCGACCGGGGACCCGGAGCCCCCCAGAGCCCGGGGGCGGCCGGGAAGGACUGCCGCAUGCGGGCCAACGCCGCCCUCCACAACAUCGUCUUCUCCCAGCCGGACGAGGGGCAGGCCAAGAAGGAGAUGCGGGUGCUGCACAUCCUGGAGCAGAUCCGGUCCUAUUCGGAGACCUGCUGGGAUUGGCUCAAGAUGCAGAACCGGGACGCCGGCAAGAGCCCCGAUGGGGCAGCAGGUCCGGUCCCCAUUGAGCCCCAAAUCUGCCAAGCGACUUGCGCCACCAUGAAGCUCUCCUUUGAUGAAGAUUAUCGCCACGCCAUGAACGAACUGGGGGGUCUCCAAGCCGUCGCUGAGCUGCUCCAAGUGGACUACGAAAUGCAUGGCGCAACCCAGGACCCGCUCAACCUGGCGCUCCGGCGCUACACCGGCAUGGCUCUCACCAACCUCACUUUCGGUGACGUUGUCAACAAGGCCGCCUUGUGCUCCCGCCAAAGGUGCAUGCAGGCCAUUGUGGCUCAACUGGCCUCGGACAGCGAGGAGCUGCACCAGGUGGUGUCCAGCAUCCUGCGAAACCUCUCCUGGAGAGCCGACAUCAACAGCAAGAAGGUUCUUCGCGAAGUGGGCAGUGUCACUGCCUUGAUGCAAUGCGCCUUGCGGGCCGCCAAGGAAUCCACACUCAAGAGCAUCCUCAGUGCGUUGUGGAAUCUGUCGGCUCACAGCACCGAGAACAAAGCGGCCAUUUGCGGGGUGGAGGGGGCCCUCGGCUUCCUGGUCAGCACCCUCACCUACAAGUGCCAGACCAACUCGCUUGCCAUCAUCGAGAGUGGGGGAGGCAUCCUCCGAAACGUCUCCAGCCUCAUCGCCACGCGGGAAGACUACCGGCUGAUCCUGCGGGACCACAGCUGCCUCCAGACGCUGCUCCAGCACCUGAAGUCCCACAGCCUCACCAUUGUCAGCAACGCGUGUGGCACCCUUUGGAACCUCUCGGCCCGCAGCUCCAAAGACCAGGAGCUACUGUGGGACCUGGGGGCGGUCAGCAUGCUCCGCAACCUGGUCCACUCAAAGCAUAAGAUGAUCGCCAUGGGCAGUGCGGCCGCCCUCCGCAACCUCUUGGCCAACCGGCCCCUCAAGUACAAGGACGCCAUGGUCAUCUCGCCGGGCUCCUGCAUGCCCUCGCUGUACAUGCGGAAACAGAAGGCGCUGGAAGCCGAGCUGGACGCCAAGCACUUGGCCGAGACCUUUGACAGCAUGGAGAAGCAGACGCUGAAGAGCCAAAGCUCCAAGAAGCCCAUGCGGCACAUCGACAGCUUGGCCAAGGACUAUGCUUCCGAUUCGGGGUGCUUCGACGACGACGAGGUGCCCAAUGUCUCCAGUAGCGUGGAAACGGGCAACGCGUCGGUCCUCUCCAUGUUCCUUAACAACAACUUUCUCCAAGGCCAGGCGUCGCCAAGGGCUGUUGCCCAAAGGAGAGGCCCGGAACCGGAAAAGGAUGAAAGCGGAAAGCCGACAGAAGUCAAAAAGGUCCCGCCAGUCCUCCUGCCCUCGGACAACGAAGUCUCCAUGGCGGCCGAGAAACUGGCCAAAAAGAUCUCCACCACGGUAGCUAAGAUGGAUAAGCUGGUCGAAGACAUCUCCACCCUCCAUACUUCCUCCGAUGACAGUUUCAGUCUCAGCUCGGAGGACCAUUGUCUUGACUGGCAGUAUGUUUCCGACGAGGUCCAUGAAGCCCGCGCUCAGUCGUGCUCCCCGUGCCGGUUGUCCGACGCCGGCAGUUUCGUCAAACGGGAAGAUCUAAGCCGGGCUCACCCACUUUUACGUCUUAAGACGGCCUACACCAGUUUGUCCAAUGAUAGCCUCAACAGCGGAAGCACCAGCGAUGGCUAUUGCACCAAGGAGCACAUGAAGCCAUGCGCGAGAACCACCUUCGUGGACUUCAAGGAUGAAUUACACCGCUAUCAGAAACGGCCCAGCCGGCUCGACUUGAAGAACAUCCUGAUGAACCGGCCGGAGAAGAUGGAACAGCCGGCGAAGAAACUUCCAGAGUCUGGAGAGGUGGCGGAGAAACCGGAACUUCUUGAGAAGUUCAAGAAAGCUACGGUUCCACCGGGAAGAAUGGUUGCCGAGAAAGAAAAGGAAUGCGAGAAAAAAGAGCCAAGGAAUGAACUCGAUGCUGAUCCAAAGGUCCACACCAUUAAGCUCUCCCCAUCAUACCAACAUGUCCCCUUCAUGGAAAACGUGGACAGUGGCAUCAUGGGGCAGUCGGGAGGCAAAUCUUAUUAUUCCAUUUUGUCGGAACAGCUCAAUAAGAUUCCGGAGAAGCUCCCAGUCCAGACGGCAGGACAAGGAGAACCGGAGCAGCUGCAGAAAUAUUCUGUGGAGGACACUCCAAUUUGCUUCUCCCGAUGCAGUUCCCUCUCAUCUCUUUCCUCGGCUGACAACGUCCUGGAUGGGCAAAGCGAGAACGAGAUGGACAGCGACUCCUCUUUGGAGAUACUUGAAGUAGAACAAGUGGACGAACCCCACAAGGAAGAUGAGAAGGUCCAAAGGGAGGUGGAGCUCCUCCCGGCUGUCUCGCAGCCCAUCUCCAUCCCCUUCCCCAAGAAAGAGAAGAUGUUCCUUCAAGGAGCAUCGCCAUCCCGACUUGACGACUUGACCCCGUCCAGCUCCUCCGAGAACUACAUCCAGGAAACGCCUUUGGUUAUGAGCCGUUGCAGUUCGGUCAGUUCCUUGGGCAGUUUCGAGAGUCCUUCCAUUGCCAGUUCGAUCCAAAGCGAGCCCUGCAGUGAAAUGGUUAGUGGUACCAUCAGUCCAAGCGAGUUGCCCGACAGUCCUGGUCAAACAAUGCCCCCGAGUCGCAGCAAGACACCUCUCUUUGAACUGAGUGGCCAACCAGAGAAGGAGGCCAGCCAGUUCAACAUCCAGUGGGAGAACAACGUCAAGAAGUUCAUGGAGAUCACCGACUUCAAGGAACGUUUCCAGAUGCCCCAAGACCUGGACUCCAUGGUCUACUUCACCGUGGAGAAACCCAACGAGAACUUUUCCUGUGCCUCCAGCUUGAGCGCAUUGCCCCUCCACGAGCACUAUGUCCAAAAGGACGUUGAGCUGAAACUGAUCCCGCCGUUCCCGGAAAAGAACGGCUUGAGCUUCAUGGCCCAUGACAAGAGAGAAGAAGAGAGGGUCAUGGAGAGCCAGAGGAAGCCGGAAAGACUCGAGUUGACCUCGGACGAGGAUAUCGAGAUCUUGAAAGAAUGCAUCAAUUCGGCCAUGCCGUCCCGUUUCCGGAAGGUCCACACGUCUCUCGUCUCGGGACAGAUUUUGCACUCGCAGUCCAAGAAAUCGAUGCAACUUCCCCUCUACAUGCUGGUCCCGGCCAAUUCCCAUAAUUUGGGCAUCGCCAAGCAUAGACGGGCUGCUGUUGCCCAACACAAAAGUUAUGUCGGCGCCGAGGAGGAUUCCUUCACCGACUCCGCCGAAGGGACUCCGGUCAACUUCUCCAGCGCUGCUUCCCUGAGCGAUGAGACUCUUCAGUACCCGAUGAAGGAGGAAGCGGAGUCGAGACGAAGGAGGGAAUUGACCGGAAGCAAGAUGGAGGCCAGGCAGCGUGAACGAGGAGGCCCUUUCGCCGGGAAACUGACCUCCAGCCACUCGACGCCAACCAAAAUGGUUUCCUCUUGUAAAUACAGGACUGGGUCGAACCACACCAGCCCACUUCACACAGGCCGGGCCCAGUCCGCCGAGUCCAGGAGAGGACGCGUUCCUCUCAAGAACUUGGAGCUGCCUCUCGUGAAGCACGGCAGUCUGAGGGCGUCUUCGGAGGGAAACCGUUCCCGGAAGGAAGUCAGCGGGCACGACGACAUGGUUUUCCCGUCCUUCUGUCACACCACGCCGACCGAAGAGGCGGUUUACUGUUUCUACGAGAAUGACUCCGACGGCCCGACAGAGGUGAAGAAUUCACCCAAGAGGAAAGCCAGCACUGCUGGGAAAGGGCCAAAGAAAGAGUGUUGGGUGGCCAAGAGGGAACCGGAGAUCACUUCCAGGCCGCAACAUCCUCAGACGAAAACCAAGAUGCGCAGCAACCUCAUUGUGGACGAGACCCCGCCGUGCUAUUCCCUCAGCUCUUCGCUCAGCUCCCUCAGUGACUUGGAGGUCUACAACAACGGCAACCGGGGUCUCCGCCGACCACUGGCCCUCGCCCGCCGGCACGAUUUGAGAGCGGCCUUGAUGAAAAGGAGAGACAGUUCGGCCAGUUCCCUCAGUUAUAAUUCGGAGGAUGAUCUCCUGCAGAAGUGUAUGGGCUUGGCCGUGCCCAAAAAGAGACGGCACUCGGCGAAGAGGCGCAAUGCCGACAAGGAGCGGAAGGGACUCAGGGCCAAGGAGUGGAAGUCGGAGGCCAUGCUGGACGAAGGAAGAGCCUCGGACCUGGACAGCGUGGACUGGAAAGCCAUCCAGGAAGGAGCCAACUCCAUCGUCACGUGGCUCCAUCAAGCGUCCUCUUCCUUCAGGAGAGAGCCGUCCUCAGAAUCGGACUCCAUCCUCUCCUUCGUGUCCAGCCUUUCGGCCAGCUCUCCUCUGGAGCUGUCUCUGGACAGGAAAGAUAAGAAGAGAGGGAAGAAAUGCUUAGAGAAGAAGGAGCGUCCCAAAGCUUUCCAAGAUGGGAAGAAGCAGGUAGAAACCAGAAUGUCCAAUACUAGGAACGGGCAGCCAGAGAAAAACGCAGGGCAGCAGACACCGCUGACUAACCUACCGGUAGUCUUCCGUGGCCGAACGGUGAUCUACAUGCCCAAAGUGUCCAAGGAAUCCCAGGUGCAGAGCCCCAGGUGUACCCCUAAGAAGACCGGGCCCAUAACCAAGACCGAGUCCCCCCUGAAGAACGGAAAUCUGAACCAGCAGAGGUCCCGGAGUCUCCACAGGCCGGGAAAGAUUUCCGAGAUCGCGGACCUUUCCUUGCCCAAACGGAGUGCGACGCCUCCUGCCCGCAUGACCAAAGCUCCUUCGUCGGGAUCGUCCAGGACGUCCACGCCGUCGCAGCCCAACCAAAAGAAGCUCACGUCACCAUCGCAACCGCAGGCAUCGUCUCGCGGCAGUGGGAAGGCAGAUUCGAGCUCCAGCUCCCCUGGUGCCAACCCCAAACCGGUCCAGAAGUCGCCCGCCUCGAAGCAAAACAAAACACAGAAAUCCCCUGUCCGCAUCCCCUUCAUGCAGAAACCUGCAAAGAAGACUAUCCUGAUGAGGAACACCAUGCCCGUGUUGGAGGAACAAGUGGGGCGUGGCACGGGCAGAGACCCCAGACCCAAGAGUAACGUCAAAGGCACCCUCCAGUCCAGCCGGCUCAAUUUGGUCCGGGUCUCUUCGGCGAGAUCGGUCAGCGGCGAGUCCGACCGCUCAGGCUUCCUGCGGCAGUUGACGUUCAUCAAGGAAUCCUCCACUCUUCUCAUGCGGCACCGCACCGAGCUCUCCUCGUCCUCGGCGCCCAGGGCGUCCUCUCCCUGCUCCUCGCUCUCCCAGGGCGCUUCUCCUCGGAGAGGUAGACUCGGCCUCCCGACGGUAUUCCUCUGCUCAUCCCGGUGUGAUGACCUCAAGGCGGAGAAGCCUCUGGGCGCAAGUCAACGGCCCGUCAUCCCUCGGGGGACUCCCGUUGGGACCAAGCCUCCGAGGCGAACCAGUUCGGAAAGCCCUUCCAGACUCCCGGUGAAAACAAACAACCUCCCCCCAGAGCCCUUCAAGCGUUAUUCUUCAUCGCCUCAGAUUAACGUCACCAAGCGGACCGCCAGUCCGGCAUCCACAGUGCCGUGUUGUCCCGAAUCGCUGGCCGCGAGGAAGAAGAGCGAGGAGGGCCUGAAACUACCAGUGGUUCCCGCUCCGGGGAUUCCAGGAGAAUCACAUCAACGCCAACCACAACAGCAGCCAUCCAUGGUGAGGGGGACGUGGAAGAGAAUCCGUGACGAAGACAUCCCCCAUAUUCUGAAGAGCACGCUCCCGUCCACCGCGCUGCCGCUGGUCAACGCCUGGCUGGAAGAAGCGGACCAGCAGUCCCAGAGGAAGACGAGCGACGCUGUGGUCCAAACAGAAGACUUCCACACCACCAAGACCAACUCCAGUACCUCGCCAACUCUGGAGAUGCCCAAAAUCUCCUCUGAGGGAUGCGCUGCAGCGUUACCCCUCUCUUUAACCCACGAAGGGCCCGUCAGCUCCCUGGGGAACUUCCCGCCCAGCAGGCACGGCUCGCCCAGCCGUGCCGCACGGGUGACCCCUUUCAACUACACCCCGAGCCCCAUGGCGGAGCCGCCGGUCAGUGACAAACAGGCGGAGAAGGUGGACGUUUGACAGCCCAAACGGUUGCCGGGACGGACUUCGCCGUAUUUCCAUCCCAAGGACGAAUUGGGAUGCCGGGUGUUAACGAACAAUAUUUAUUCCCUUUCUUUAUAUAUUUUGGAACUCACUGGGGGAGCUGUGGAUGGAUCCCCGCUCCCAAUAGAUAUCGUCAGGUGUGUGAUGCAACCUGUCCGCACUGUUUUGCUGGCAGUGGUGCUACAUCGGAAAAGUUGGAGGGAGGAGGACAACGUCAAGAGGAGCGUUUCUCCCAGACUCAGACGUUUGGAUACAGGGUUCUUCCAGGAGCGAAACCUUUUGGAUCCACGAAUUUGAUGUGAUACUGGUACUUUGGAUUUCCACAUUUCCACCCGCGGAUGACGUCUGUUUCGUCGUGAAUUUUGUACGAAAUCGGCCAGGCAAUCGCAUUGUGGGCGGACGAGACAUCUAGUCGGACAAGAACGGCUCGCUUUCCCGACUGAGCGAUUCCAGAUCUGAAAUGAAAAAGUUGCGACUAUCAAGAGUUUCCGGUUACUUUUUCUUUUUGAAAUUAUCCAGAUUCCAGUCGGAGCAGGAAAGUGCUUUAGCCAUAGGAGCAAUAUUACACUCGUCGAGCACUAAGAUAGUUUUGAUUUUCUGCAAAUAUGCCCCUUUCCCAUUGGUUCCAUGUCCUGGAAACAAUUGUUUGGGUUCCUUACUGAAGUAUGAGCCAAGUACAUCUAUAUGUCUAUAUACAAGAGACUCUCAGUUAACCGUAACUCAUCUGGAUUAGUAGAUGGCAGAUGAUGAUGAUGUUUAUUUAUACCCUUCUUUUUCUCGCCACCAGAAGACUGAAAGAGAUCAAUGUCUUUUUUGGUUACUUGAUAGUUACUGAUUAACAAUAGGUCUAACCCAGUGAUUCCAGGGGGGCGGUGAUGGCACCUAUUAGGACACAGGGGUGGGGCCAGGAGAGGGGCGUGGCUUCUUCCCAAGAGCCUGAGACAGGGCUGAGCAUCUAUACCUCUCUUGAGGCGCUUGUUUGGACACAGUGGGCGGAGCUAGGAAAGGGGGCGGGGCCUCUUCCCAAGAGCAUGAGAUAGGGCUGAGCCUCUAUAUUUCUCCUGAGAGGUCUUUUAGGACUAAAGGGCGGGGCUAGGGGUGGGGGCGGGGCCUCUUCCCAAGAGCAUGAGACAGGGCUGAGCAUCUAUACCUCUCCUGAGAGGUCUUUUAGGACUAAAGGGCGGGGCUAGGGGUGGGGGCGGGGCCUCUUCCCAAGAGCCCGAGACAGGCCUGAGCAUCUAUACCUCUUCUGAGGCGCUUGUUUGGACACAGAGGGCGGAGCUAGGGAAAGGGGCGGGGCCUCUUUCCAAGAGCUCGAGAUAGGGCUGAGCCUCUAUACCUCUCCUGAGAAGUCUUUUAGGACUAAAGGGCGGAGCUAGGGGUGGGGGUGGGGCCUCUUCCCAAGAGCCUGAGAUAGGGCUGAGCCUCUAUAUACCUCCCUUGAGGCGCUUGUUAGAACACAGGGGUGGGGUAUAGAGCUUCAGCCCUGUCAGGCACUUGGGAAGAGGCCCCGCCCCCUCCUCUAGCCCCGCCCCCUGUGUCCUGGCAGGUGCUGCAGGACAGGGGUAGAUGCUCAGCCCUGCCUCAGAGCUCGUAAUUCCGCCCAUCACAAUCCUGGCCACCCAUUUGUGGCCCCGCCCCCCUCCCCCUCCCGGGCCUACAUCUUGGACUAGGGGAGAGACUCAGCCCCGCCCUCUUGACCAGGAGCCACACCCACUCUUCUAAGCCACGCCCCCCUUUCCAGGGGCCAUUGAGUCAUAUUUUUUCUGGAAAGGGGGUGGUAGGCCAAAUAAGUUUGGGAAUCACUUGUCUAACCAAUACUGUACCAUACCAUAAACUCUGUAUUGAUAUUUAUUUUAUUUAUUUACAGUAUUUAUACCCUGCCCUUCCUACUAUUAUUAAUUAUUACCUUAUUGUUAUUAUUAUUAUUAUUAUUGCAGAACUUAGGCGAUCCCUUGUUGUCCGAGUGUGAUGGCCUUCCAUGUGUAGUGUCUUGGGGGUGGAUACAUAAGUGACAGUAGAGCCCUAUUCUUCACCCGCAUGUUCUUCCAGAGUGAGAACUUCGGAGGUGGAAGGUGGCCCCGGUCAGGGUUGACUUGACGCAUCUUACUUUUGGCAUGUCACAUUCGUGCAUCUUCAUAUUCCACACUACUGCUGGUCACAACUGACCUCCAGUUAGAGCGCUCAAGGGCCAGGUCUUCCCUGUGUCUGUGCCACAGUCUUUAAGGUUAGCUUUAAGCCCAUCUUUCAAUCUCUUUUCCAUUUUCCAUUCUUGAGUUGGGAGUAGAGUAACUGCUUUGGGAGACAGUGAUUGGGCAUUCGGACAGCAUGGCCAGUCCAGCGGAGUUGAUGGCGUAGGAGCAUCACUUCAGUCCUGGUGGUCUUUGCUUCUUCCAGCACGCUGACCUUUGUCCGCCUUUCUUCCCAAGCGAUUUGCAGGAUUUUUCAGAGGCAACGCUGAUGGAAUCGUUCCAGGAGUUGAGUGUGACGUCUGUAGACAGUCCAUGGUUCGCAGGCAUAUAACAGGGUUCGGAGGACACUCGCUUUCUCAACAAGCACCUUGGCAUCCCUACGGAUGUCCCGAUCCUCAAACACUGCUUCAUUCGGAAGAAUGCUGUACUCGCAGAGCUCAACACUCAUUCGGAAGAAUGCUGCACUCGCAGAGCUCAACACUCAUUCGGAAGAAUGCACUCACAGAGCUCAACACUCAUUCAGAAGAAUGCUGCACUCGCAGAGCUCAACACUCAUUCGGAAGAAUGCUGCACUCGCAGAGCUCAACACUCAUUCGGAAGAAUGCUGCACUCGCAGAGCUCAACACUCAUUCGGAAGAAUGCUGCACUCGCAGAGCUCAACACUCAUUCGGAAGAAUGCUGCACUCGCAGAGCUCAACACUCAUUCGGAAGAAUGCUGCACUCGCAGAGCUCAACACUCAUUCGGAAGAAUGCUGCACUUGCAGAGCUCAAGUGGUGUUGUAUCACAGUGUUGAUGUUGACUUUUGUGGAGAAGUGGCUGCCUUAUGAGACCAUCUAGAUGGUCUUUGAGUGUCUCUUUCCUUAUCUAUGGUCUUCUGAUGGCCUGAUGAAAUCAUCUAGAUGGCUUUUGAGGGUCCCAUUCCUUACCGAUGGUCUUGUGAGACCAUCUAGAUGGUCUUUGAGGGUCCCGUUCCUUAUCUAUGGUCUUCUGAUGGCCUGAUGAGAUCAUCUAGAUGGUCUUUGGAGGUCCCUUUCCUUACCUAUGGUCUUAUGAGACCAUCUAGAUGGUCUUUGGAGGUCUCUUUGUUUACCUAUGGUCUUAUGUUAGGGUUGACUUAAAUCUGAAACGACUUGAAGGCACACAACAACAAUCACAUUCGCAAUCUGAGGGACUGUCAAUCGGCCCUCCACUUAAAAAGUUCGAGGACCCCUGUACUAUAGGAUACAAGCUGGUUUUGCUGCAUUAUAAAAACACUAGCUGUGCCCGGCCCCGUGUUGCUGUGGCUAGGACUUAAUUUUUCUUUUCUUUUUGUUGUAUGAACCUAGAGGCGUGGAUGAGAGGUUGUGCUGUCCAUUUUCGAGGUUGUGGGGCAUUUUAGUUUAGUUGUUUUGUCCGGCGCCGCGAUCCCAUUACCCUUUUAUAUAUAUAGAUUUUAUUUGAAUUUUUAUUUUUUGCCGGUUUGAUUGAGUUCUGGUUAACUGAGCGUCGACUGUGUAUAGGCACACAUUUUGGAGACUUCCAGAUGCUUUUGAAGAGACACAAAACAAUGCAAAUCCAGGGUUUUUUUUAGAGGACAUGGAGAGCUCGGAAGUGCUUUGCCAAUUUUGCCGCUGCGUUGAAAGAACCAAGCUUGAGAAGAAGCAAAGAAACUGGAUUCUUUGGUAUCCAUUUGGUAUCCAAACCUGGCCUGGGGUUUAUGGACGAGACCCAGUUUUCCUGCCAUGUAAACAAACAAACAAACAAAGCGAGACCUAAGAAGAGCCUUAAACCCAACACUUGGCUGCAUGCUUUUUCCAGGCCACGCUCCUUAUGUAGUUCUGCCCCGUGGAAUUGUAACGGGGUUUAUUUCUGGGUAAAUGCAUAUGAGAUUUGCACUGUAUCCGUCUCACUUGUGGGCACUUUUCCCCUCUUUUUUUAUGCGGAAAGAACGAACGAAAAGACACAACAGAAGGGUUGUCCGAGGGGGGGGAAAAUGUUGUGCUACAAUAAAACACAUCAUGCCGAAGGCCUAAAAGAAAUGGAGAUCGAGCACCUCUUAUCCAAAAGGCUCCAAAUUUUGCAAAUAUUGCAUCUUAGAUAUUUACCUGGUGGCACAGCGGGUUAAACCACGGAGCUGCUGAACUUAUAAUAAUAAUGAUGUUUAUUUGUAUCCUGCCACCAUCUCCCCCGGAAAGGACUCGGGGCAGCUCACAGAAAUAUCAGAUACAAAACAAUAACAAUGUACAAUACAUCAAUAAACAAUAACAAUAA